UCCUGAAGACAACUGCGACGGCGUCGACGACGAAUCGACAGUACCCCUUUGAAGCCAGCAAGCCAUGCAUCAUUCAUAGCCAUAGACCCUGGUGCCCGUCGCCAUAUCAUCACCACCUCGUUAUUGCGAACCAUUCCCAGCAUUCUGCUCACCCAAGCAUCAAACGCCCAACCUUGAAGACACCAUGGCUCCGCCAACGUCCAGCAAGGGCAGCAACCCGGCGCCCGACUUCAACCUGUUCAUGAACAAGAUCCAGAUGCAAGUCGAAGCCAGCAAGAACUCUCUCCAGCUCCUGCAGCAACACCGCGCCGCUGCCGCAGCCUUCACAGCCAGGAGGACUGCCACCGCCGCCGCCGCCACCCAGCAGUCAGGACCUGCAGGCAGUACCGCUGGAGGAGGCUCAUUCUCGUCUCUCCAAAAGGCCAGCACCUCAACGACUGCUGCUGCUGCCACCACCACCGUCGCACGCGGGCCGAAAUCACAACAACAGCAAGCCGACCGUCUAGCACAGCUCGCCGCCGAAGAAGCAGAGUUCGCCGACGACCGCGCGUCAGACGUCAACGCCGGUGUCGGGUUCGCGCGACCAAAGGGGUCCGGCUUGAUCCCUGGCAUGACUGGCGAUGCGGCGAGGGACAGAGAUACCAAAGCGCUACGUGGGAGGCUGCUGGGGGGCCGGAGAGAUCGCAAUGGCGCCCGAGAAGAUCCCAGUAGCGCCUACAGCCGUAGGAGGAAAUAUGGUGGCGGUGGGGACAGCAGUGAAGACGAUGAACCCGGCCGAAGCGGGCUUGGGCGAGAGAAGAAGAGGAGCCAUAGCGAGGUUGAGGCGGAGGAGGAGGACAACGGCGAAAUCAAUCCAGUCAAAACCGGGGAGCUUUCUGGAUCAUCUGGCAACGCUGCGGAGGCCGACGUUCUCACGGGCAGAGAGGCGACCGGCGUGUUAUCAGGUCUAGAUGAAGGGCCGAGGGGAGACGUCCUAGCAUCACCGGAUGGUCAGGGACAGGCAAAAAGCGACAAGUCAGGGAAAGCCGAGUCGUCCACUAGCUCAGCAAACAGGGAAACCAAGGGAAAAAAGAAGAAGAGGAGGAAGAACGGCAAGCGAGAGACUGCCGCAUAAAAUGAUGAGGUCUGCAGGUAUGGGUAACAAUAAUCUCACAGGAAGCUGCCAAAUGCAACACAGGACGUGUCCGCCAAAACCCUGAACGAGUUGCCUCGGGAAACUGCACCAAGGCACAGGUAGAGCAUCGGACACAUUGCUUUUGUCGUAAUUGCGGUAAAACCUCGAAUUCAGAUCGGGCGUGCUACUCUUCAGCUAGUACUGAUAACCUUCUCCUGGAAGGUCAAGACCACAUGCCCCCCUGCUAGAUCCCGUCCCUUUCACCGAUUAUAUGCUUUUACAUCGAGUAUCGCCAUAGCCAAG
This is a messenger RNA of Microdochium trichocladiopsis, 1417 nucleotides long. RefSeq lists its product as uncharacterized. The record is from RefSeq and is a predicted model, not a curated record. The transcript has a single exon. NCBI's taxonomy places the organism in Eukaryota, Fungi, Ascomycota, Sordariomycetes, Xylariales, Microdochiaceae. The coding region runs from base 185 to 1114 and encodes 309 amino acids.